Molecule: messenger RNA, 1851 nt
Organism: Pseudophryne corroboree (corroboree frog)
Lineage: Eukaryota; Metazoa; Chordata; Amphibia; Anura; Myobatrachidae
Gene: NOG
Product: noggin
Exons: 1
Coding region: 610-1281 (223 amino acids)
Biological process (GO): osteoblast differentiation; negative regulation of cell differentiation; negative regulation of BMP signaling pathway
Source: RefSeq, a predicted model, not a curated record
UCACAUCCACCAUUCAAGGGAGAGAGGGAGGUGUCAGCCAGGCAGCCAACCAUGAGCACAGGCCAUCACACUACUUAUACAUGAAUGACAUCGCAGCCGUAUGGAGUCCGUCUAAUAGAUGAUCCAGAGCAGCCAGAAGGACUAGGUGCAGAGCUGUGCUGUAGGACUGGGAAAGAGAGCUGAACUGCAAGAUCGGGAGAGAGAGCUGGCACAGAGUGAGAAGGCAGCACACAGGGGAUUGCAUGGACAGAUUUAAGGAUUUUCCUGACUUUAUCUGCACCCAGGGGUCCUGACAUUGCAGCCUGCACAGGGAACUGCACCUCAUAUAUUAUCCUCUCCUGCAGAAAUUGAGUCUCUGGUUACCAUGGUGAUCCAGCUGAAAGUGGAGAAUAUUUAACAAGGGGGAGCCGGAGCCGGCAGGCAGACACGCUGGUGCCAUCAGGGCUGCUGUGCAAUAUUCCGUCCCAGCCUCUCCUGCGCUGUCAUGAGAAGAGGGGGUCCCAGAUCUCCUGCACCCUAGUGACGCUCCUUACCCAUUCUCAUGCAUCAUUUAUGAUCUCCGGGAAGAGAGGACACCGUGGUCAGUGACUUUGCCUUGCUCCUUGCAGCAUGGAUCACCCCCAGUGCCUUGUGACUAUAUAUGCCCUUGUGGUCUUCCUGGUUGGACUCAGACUAGACCAAGCAGUCUGCCAGCACUACCUGCACAUCAGACCAGCCCCUAGUGAAAAGCUACCACUGGUGGAUCUUAUUGAGCACCCGGAUCCCAUCUUCGACCCCAAGGAGAAGGAUCUGAACGAGACUGAGCUAAGGACUCUGCUGGGUGGACAUUUUGACCCCAGCUUCAUGGCCAUCAACCUGCCCGAGGAGCGGCUGGGGGUGGAGGACCUGGCAGAACUUGACCUGCUCCUCAGGCAGAAGCCUUCUGGGGCCAUGCCAGCCGAAAUCAAGGGACUUGAGUUCUAUGAGGGUCUACAGGGCAAGAAGCACAGACUGAGCAAGAAGUUGAGGAGGAAGCUGCAGAUGUGGCUGUGGUCCCAGACCUUCUGCCCGGUGCUAUACACGUGGAAUGACUUGGGCGUCAGGUUCUGGCCCCGCUACAUGAAAGUGGGGAGUUGCUACACUAAGAGGUCUUGUUCUGUACCAGAGGGGAUGGUGUGCAAGGUCUCCAAGUCCAUGCAUCUGACUAUCUUACGGUGGCGGUGCCAGCGCCGGGCGCUUCAGCGCUGCACGUGGAUACCCAUACAGUACCCCAUCAUAUCGGAGUGCAAGUGCUCCUGCUAAAGGACUGUCAUUAUUCUAUGGAAGGACUCUGCAAAGAGACAUCGCUUCGUCGUUAAUGUUGUAUGCACUGUAAUAUGUAGGAAUGUAUAUGUAUGUAUAUAUGGUACCAGUUUAAAUUACUAUUAAAAAAAGGUCAGUAUUAUUCUUUUAAAAAAACAGUGUCUACUGCAUUUCCAAGGCAAUUAUUCUGGUUCAGUUCUAUUUGUUUUGUGUUUAUUAUUAUUAUUUUUCCCUAAUGUUAUCUGUAUUUAUAUACAAACAGCACUUCGCAUUGCGGAGCAUUUUUUUGGUUUAAAUUUAUGAUUUUUUUUAAAAAAACGUAAUUAUUUUUAAUACUUUAUUAUAGAUGCUAUUUCCUUUAUUUGGGAGGGGGGGGAGAAGCAGCGAUGGACCUCAUAAAAAAAGAGUGAGAAAUUACUUUUCAGCUACUGUACAUACAGAGAACACUUUUUUGGAGUAAAAAAAUAACUAAACCUGUAAAUGAAGACUAUCUGCUAUUUAUUCUUUUAUUUUUAUCCCUUUGUAGUAAAGAUACAGUGCAGAUUAGAAUUAAACCACUAAAAUAUUAAA